AUGGCGCCCAGUCGGAUAGCCACGAAACCGUUCGUGUACUGCGAGGGAGCGUCCAAGUGGGAUCCCCAGUCCUACAUUGAGGACAAGGACCUUGCAGCGCAGGCGGCCGAGCACCUAGCCAAGGACGACCUCGCCGCCGCCGUUGCCGCGUCCUUUUCGCUGCCGCCGCGCGACGCCUACACCUACCACGCCAUCGUGUCAGUAACGCUCGCCCAGGUCCAGCACGUCGUCGGACUCGGCGCCGCCAACGGCCUGCACGCCUGGUACCGCGACCCGGCCGCGCCGCCGCCCGAAAAGCAAAAGCCGCUCCAGGCGUCCGACUUUCUCCCGCCGCCGCCCCGCCCCGACGUCGACACGUACCUCCAGAUCUUCGACCCCAAGACCGCGACGCCCAAUAUUCUCAAGUCCCUGGCCUCGAAUGCCAAAAAGGGCUCGCUGCGCGCCUCGGUGGCUGCCCAUCUGCUCGAGAAACGCUUCCUCCACCCCGCCCUUCCGCAACUGCAGAUCCCCCGAUCCAAGACGGCGCCGCCGAACCCGUACCUCGAGUUCCUAGCAUGGGCCUGUCGCAACCUCGAGUUCGCUGGUCCCUGCCCAGAGAGCGAGGCCGUCAAGAGCAGCCACCACGUCCUCCCGAUCCUGAUGCACCACUUUGGCUGCGUCUGCCCAAGUCAUGAGGCGCUCAGCAUCCUCAAGGUCCUGGCCGGCGGCCGCGAAAUCUGGGACAUGGGCAGCGGCAACGGCUACUGGACAUUUAUGCUCCGGCAGUACGGUCUGACCGUACUGCCCGUCGACAAUGCCCAGAGCAGCUGGCGUGUGACCUGGGUAAAGGACACGACCAUGUCCGACGGCGUAGAAUUCUUGAACAAGCCCGGAAACCAGGGCGGAAGCAACGCCAUUCUCCUACUCGUCUACCCCAUUGUGGGCGGCGGCAUCGCUGGCGGCGAGGAGGGCGGCUUCACGCGGCAGCUCGUUAAGGCGUACAAGGGUGAUACUAUAGCCGUGGUGGGCACGCAGAAUCACAACGGAUACACUGGCUUCCGAAGUAUGAGUAUGGAUGAGUACAUGGAGCGGGAAGAGCCCGAAUGGACCAAGGUCGUACAGAUACCUUUACCCAGUUUCCCCGGCAAGGAUGAGGCGCUGUUUGUCUUUCAAAGAGGUGACCGGGCGCCAAAACCCGAAGCAAGCAGUGCCACGUGA
This is a messenger RNA of Pestalotiopsis fici W106-1, 1197 nucleotides long. RefSeq lists its product as uncharacterized. NCBI's taxonomy places the organism in Eukaryota, Fungi, Ascomycota, Sordariomycetes, Amphisphaeriales, Sporocadaceae. The record is from RefSeq and is a predicted model, not a curated record. The transcript has a single exon. The coding region runs from base 1 to 1197 and encodes 398 amino acids.